This is a messenger RNA of Verruconis gallopava, 2494 nucleotides long. RefSeq lists its product as uncharacterized. Gene Ontology annotation, molecular function: GTPase regulator activity. Bases 31 to 2052 code for a protein of 673 amino acids. NCBI's taxonomy places the organism in Eukaryota, Fungi, Ascomycota, Dothideomycetes, Venturiales, Sympoventuriaceae. The transcript has 2 exons. Gene Ontology annotation, cellular component: cytoplasm; nucleus. The record is from RefSeq and is a predicted model, not a curated record.
CAAACAUGUAACUUCUGCUCUGUUCCUGCGAUGGAAGACUUGCUUGGGAAGCUCGUGCAACACAGCGUAAACUACGCGAUCCGUUCGGGUAUCGCUCUCACCACUGGAUAUGCCAUUACAGCUGCAUCCCGGCUGCUCAAGUCGGUUAAAGGCACCGAUAGAGAUGAGAUCGCGGAUCUACAGGCCCGACUGAGAAGCAAGAUCAACAUUAUCUCUCCGCCUAUCGAUAUGAUCGAGUUGAUCGCCGCUCGAGGAAACACCACCCUGGAUUCUGCCUUGACGUUAACCAAACAAUUACGCAUGGACAUCCAGGAGCUAGGUUUACGUCUUAACGAAGCCGCCGCUGACGAGGAGAGGAUUCGCCGCAAAAGUCCAAAUGCGAAGUCCUUGGAGCAGAUGUCUUCAGAGCUCAAGAGCAUUAUUGCUGACAUGAAGCGACUAUUGACACGUAUCGAAGACGCUGUUCCAUUGUUGAUGCUGGCCAUAACAACAAGUGGCGCGAGUUUGUCCACCUCACUACCACAUUCAGUCUCGCCCUCACGUCUACUCCAGGCAAGCACGUUUCUAUCCGCCGGUGACGCGAACUACGUGGCGACAUGCAGUAAUGCCGUUCAGAUCGGACCCGCUUUUGUACUGUCUGUGUACAUGCUAUUUGCUGCUCAUGCGCUCCGGCCACAUGACGUGGAAGGCGUCACCGAAACUACCUGGAAGGAAGUAAUUCGCAAGGCACAUGUGAAGCUGUACCGCGUUCCCUUGGAAAGGAUCUAUGAAUUUCCAUCGGCAUCAAAUCAAAGCGACAGUCCAGAGUCUCUCCAUAACUUUCCAUCUCAGAACCGCUCGCAAGAGUUUGCAUAUCAGUUAGUGAUCAUUGAAGAUCUCGACGAUGACCGUUUCCACGAGGAACAGGGAGAGGAGUUCGAGGACGUACGUCGAGCUGGGAUUCGAGAGGUCAUUCCAGUUCAUGAAGUGUCCAAGAUCUUCUACGCAGAUACAGGCAAGAUUUUGAAGAUCGGAUCGAUGGGUGAGCCGAACAGUCCGGUCCUUCUCAUCAAGCGAGACACAAAUGCUGUGCCGCCGAGACGAAUGAUGAGUGGUGAUGAAGAAGGGGAAGAGGAUUCCGACGAUUUCACCGACGAUGCUGGAAAUUAUUCACAUAUGAAAGAGAAAUUUCCCGAAAACACAGCAAAUCGACAAUCCAAGAAUGGCUUUCCACCCGACCUUGAUCCAGAAUGGCUCGCACUUGAGGUUUAUACCGAGGCUUCGGAAUCCGACAGCGACGAUGAAUCAGCGUCCGAGGAGAUCAGCUCGUCCCCCCCAGCCGCUGCACGGAAUAAUACCACGGAUUUUCUGUCAAGCACUUUAGCAGGCCUGAGAAUCAGAGGCUCAUCUGCGAACCCACCCUCCUCUCCACCUCUUCCGGCCAAAUCCUGCACUGAACUACAAUCUAGCCAGAUUUCACAACCAACAAUAUCAGAAAAUUCAGCUGUCCACGGCUUCUUUCCAAUGUCAGGAUUUCCUGCCUUGCGGGGUUCCUUGUCUCUUCUAGAGCUUCUUCUUCGCUUAACAGCCCUUCAGCAGUUCCAACAGACAUCCCAUCUGAGCAUCAGUGACGAAUUUCUCAAUUUCUUCUUGUCUGGGUCCUCAUCCACGGGCGCUGGAGCCGAUAGCGAUUACCGCAAGCGCAUGCGCCGGGAAGCUCGUCUGCGUGUGGGAUUUGAUCCUUAUGAUGAGAGCCCAAUCAAACCACGGGGAGAAGAUUACAUUCAGCACAAGGGCCAUACACUCCAUGAUGACGACGGGGAUUGGCGCCAGUGGCAGGAUGAUCCAAGAAGCUCACCAGGUCUGCGAUCUCCGCCAUGCGGCGAAACCCCUUCGCCGAGUUUACGGCGACAUAUGCAACAUCACCUUGCGUUGCAGGGGGGAAGAACCAGGAGCCAGCAGUUGAGACAUGGGCUUGAACAUGCGCGAAGUCCUCUCGGCCGCAGCGAAAGCGACUCCACGCUAGGUACGAGCCCCAGAAGUCCCGCUUUGGACGAUCACUUGAAACGGUAGAUAUCUAUAACAGCUGAUCCCCCAGAGGCGGAGAAGAAGUGAGUGCAUUAUUUGGCGUUGCUUGGACGAAUGACAGCAAGAUACCCAAAAAUGUAGAUUUUCGCAGUCCAUGAAAAAUUUGCCUAUACAACCUUUGCGGUCGCCAUAAACGACCCUUCUUUUGAAAGUCGUCUGUACGCAGAAAUCACGAUGAUUUUAACUCUAGAAGGCAUUCCUCAUGUAUCUACGCUUGUUCUCAAGGGGAGCGCUAUCAUUGACUAUCAAGAACCUGGUUGUCAGGGUCGAUCAAUAUGUUAGAGACCUGAUAAGACAAUUCCAUUUUUACUGUGGAAUCUAUACUGAACAAGAGGAGAGGCUAUACGCCUUUCGCGGUGGCGCAUUUACUCCAGUUGUAGUGGGUUAAAUGACGUUAGUUCUAUGUAAAAGAUCGUCGAGAGGAGCG